AUGUCCGGUCGCGGAAAAGGCGGAAAAGUUAAGGGCAAGGUCAAGUCCCGUUCGAACCGUGCCGGUCUUCAGUUUCCGGUCGGUCGUAUACACAGAUUGUUGCGCAACGGAAAUUACGCUGAACGCGUUGGUGCCGGUGCACCGGUUUACCUGGCCGCCGUCAUGGAAUACUUGGCCGCUGAAGUUUUGGAAUUGGCCGGUAACGCAGCAAGAGACAACAAGAAGACUAGAAUUAUUCCUAGACAUCUUCAACUCGCCAUAAGGAACGACGAGGAACUGAACAAACUCCUUUCCGGUGUGACAAUCGCCCAAGGCGGAGUUUUACCAAACAUUCAAGCGGUACUACUCCCGAAGAAGACCGAGAAGAAAGCUUAA
Bombyx mori (domestic silkworm) is the source of this 375-nucleotide messenger RNA. RefSeq names its product histone H2A-like protein 2 (gene H2a-l2). Gene Ontology annotation, cellular component: chromatin; nucleosome. The record is from RefSeq and is marked provisional. Gene Ontology annotation, molecular function: DNA binding; structural constituent of chromatin; protein heterodimerization activity. The coding region runs from base 1 to 375 and encodes 124 amino acids. The transcript has a single exon. Lineage: Eukaryota; Metazoa; Arthropoda; Insecta; Lepidoptera; Bombycidae. Gene Ontology annotation, biological process: heterochromatin formation.